AUGGUGUCCGUCAGCAAGAUUGCUUGUUUGGCGUUUGCGGCCGCCGCUCUGGCCGACCAGGCUAUCUUUAUUUAUCACAAAGCUGAUCUUUCAGUCGAUGCAUGCGAAAAACUUUUGGGCAAGACUGCCCUCUUCUUUGACUCUGAUGACGAUGAAGACUAUUGCAACACCAACAUCCAGCAGGCGUUGGGCUCGAUGGCCCAUUGCUUGAAGAGGUUACCCACUGAUAUUGGUGUCAACGCAUUCAUUGAGUCCUGUUCUGAUUCUAACUUGACAUUGGAAGAAUUCAACGAGUCUUAUGACAACGCAACUCAGUAUUUGGUUAACGUGACCUCAUAUCUUGGCUUUGAUAUUGACGAAACAUUUUACCUUCCUGUGGAGCUUGAUGAGGACAAGCUUUACGGGGCAUAUGCUUCCACUGUGGAUCGCAGAUACAACUACAACAGAUCUAACUAUUACGGAUGGGCGCUUAUGUUAUACUGGUUUGCCUUGGUUCUUUUCUCUGGUUUUCUCAGAAUAGUCUCGGCCAUGACACCCAAGACGGUGCAAUCGUUCAAUGGAAAGAUCUCCAAUACCUACAAGAGUUAUAUCACAAUGCCUGCCCUCGGCAAAGAGAAGAAAGUGCAGCACGGAAAGCUUUUCAAGUUUUUCGAGUUUAUCAUCCCCACGAGAAUGGAGACGAUCCACCUUGUAAUUUAUUUUGCGUUGGUCUUGGCUUUCAAUACCGCGAACUUCCACCACCAGAGUAACAACGUCAUUUGGAGUGAUGAGGCUACUGAAAUGGGCCGAAAAAUUGCCGAUCGAAGCGGAAUUAUGGUAUUGUAUAUUAUUCCCCAGUUGGUUCUUUUUGCAGGAAGAAACAACUUCUUUGAGUGGAUCUCGGGCUGGAAGUAUGCCCGGUUCAACAUCAUCCACCACUGGAUGGGUAGAAUCGCCUUUAUUUUGAUGUUUGUUCACGCAAUCUCCAUGACGGUCAGCAGCUUUGGGUUGGGUAAGUUCGACUCGCGUAAUGCCAAGCCUUAUGUGCGGUGGGGAUAUGUGGCUCUUAUCUGCGCAGCAAUCAUGUGUUUCCACUCUUUGCAGAUGUUCAGGAAAAAGCACUACGAAAUGUUUGUUUUAGCCCACAACAUUUUGGGUGUCUUUUUUGUCGCUGGUGUUUGGAUUCAUGUUUCUGAUGCUGGAUUCGAAUCUACCAUGUAUGCCGCUUCUGCAGUGUGGUGUUUUGACAAAUUUCUCAGGAUCGUGAGAAUGGCAUGGUUUGGCGUCAGAACGGCCGACGUGCAGUUAAUUGCCGACGAAACCUUGAGAGUUAAGGUGCCAAGACCCUCCUACUGGAAGCCAUACCCGUUGUGCUACUCUUUUGUCUACUUUUUCCGUCCUUCCUGUUUCUGGCAAUCUCAUCCAUUCACGGUUGUCGACUCUGUGGUUGAAGAAAAUGUGAUUUCUUUCUACAUCAAAGUCAAGGGCGGCAUGUCCAACUCGCUCUACCAGUACUUGUCCAAGCAAGUUGACCAGAGAGCCAUGAUCAAGGUUUGUGUGGAAGGCCCAUAUGGCCCCGGCGCAUCUUUGCAGCAUUACGACACGGUUUCCUACCUCACCGGUACCACGGGUGUUCCAGGCCCCUUUGCCAGUGCUGUGUCUCUUGCCAAGAAAAACAGCACCCAGAAAUUGAAGCUUUACUGGGUGAUCCGCCACUGGAAAUCCAUCGAGUGGUUCUACGAGGAAUUGAGAAGCUUGAAGGGCACCAAGGUACAGCCCAUUGUCUACGUGACGCAGUUCAACACACCAUUGGACGAGUGCUUCUUGGAGAGAUUCAAGAGUGAGGACGAGUCUCUGGUGGACGGCAAGAAUUCCGAGAAGGGUUCCGAGGCGGAAAAAGAGAUCAACAUGGAGAACGCAGAGCGUAUCAUGGCGAACUUGCCUCACAUUGAGUUCAGAGCCGGUCGGCCGGAUAUCAAUGCUUUGGUGAAGCACGAUAUUGCCGAGUCUGCUGGCGCCACGGCCUUUGUUGCAUGUGGCCACGACUCCUUUGUGGACCAAUCAAGAAAAGCCGUUGUGGAGAACUUGUAGAAUGGCAAACGCGUGGAUUUCUACGACGAGAUGCAAACCUGGUGAGAAUUUUAUAGACUAUUUAUUGCAU
Molecule: messenger RNA, 2140 nt
Organism: Metschnikowia bicuspidata var. bicuspidata NRRL YB-4993
Lineage: Eukaryota; Fungi; Ascomycota; Pichiomycetes; Serinales; Metschnikowiaceae
Product: ferric reductase family protein
Exons: 1
Coding region: 1-2070 (689 amino acids)
Biological process (GO): intracellular iron ion homeostasis; iron ion transport; copper ion import
Cellular component (GO): plasma membrane
Molecular function (GO): ferric-chelate reductase activity
Source: RefSeq, a predicted model, not a curated record